AUCCGAUUUAGUGGAGUUCGUUUUCCCCAAUCGAAGAGUAUGAGGUGUUGUUGUUCGGUAGCUGCGGUCCGCACUCACCAUCUCUUCACGUUCUCCCUUUCCAUCUCCUCCACUCGACGCCUCCUCUCCAAAUCCCCCGCCGCCGCUGCCGCCUCUUACUCCUCGAAUGCAAUCCUAACCCUAGCCGUCGAUCCCCACCGACCCUUAUCUUUCCUGUACGGUCCGUCCCUUCGCGGCGGCCGCGUCCCGGAACCACAGUCGUCGCCGCCGGAUUCCGAGGCGGACGAUGACGGCGGCGGAGGCAGCUCUUUCGACAGGGCGAGCUUCUCCCGCGUCUAUGAUGUCGCCGCCCUUAGGGUCCCCGCGGAGGAGUGCUCCGCCCUCGAGCGCCGCCUCCGCGGCCACCUCCUCAACUGGCCCCGUGUCCGCAACGUCGCUAGGGUUCCUGGCGAUGACGUGGACCCCGAGAUCAGGAGGAUGCUUCGAGAUGCCGAAGGGGACGGCGGGUCUCGGCUUAAUUCGCUGGCAGCGAGGGCGGACGGGAGACCGGACGACGAGAAGAUGGCACUGAGUCCGGUGCUGUACAGGGAGAAGCUCGUGAAGGAGUUCAAUUUCCGUGGGUUCUUGAAGUUCAGGAAUCUGGCGAAGAUGUCGCGGCCAAAGAAGAAGAAAUUGAAGAGUAAGGAUGGGGUUGAUGGAGUGACGAAGAGUAUUGGAAAGAAUGAUUUUGCUGUUAUUGAAGUGAUUGAAGGAGAUGAAGAGGAGGGAGAGGAUUUGAGUGGUUUGCUUGGAGAUGACUUCAAAGGAUUGAGGUGGAGAGGUCCUACUAGGUUGCUGCUCUUGGAUCAGCGACAUGCCAAGAAACCUGUGGCUGAGCUCCCGGAAGCCGUCAAGGCUGCCUUAAAUUAUGAUCCACACCAGAGCAAGCCUUUAGCAUUUGAGCUUGUGCAAUGCCAGCUGACCUUAUCUUAUGACUAUUGGCAGAUGAGUGAGCUUCUUGAAGCCUUGCUACCUGACGGUAUGACUAUUCCCACUGGAUUUGAAACGGUUGGGCAUAUUGCACACUUGAAUUUACGAGACGAGCACCAAUCUUACAAGAAGCUUAUUGCACAGGUCGUCUUGGAUAAGAACAAGCCAAAGAUACAGACAGUAGUGAACAAAACUGAUGCUAUACAAAAUGAUUACAGAACCAUGCAGCUUGAAGUAUUGGCUGGCAAUCAUUCUCUUGUAACGACUGUUGUGGAGAAUGGUAUUCGUUUCCAAGUUGAUCUAGGAACAGUUUAUUGGAACUCUAAGUUGGCAACUGAGAGGCAACGACUUAUCGAUAGUUUUGCAAGCUCUGAUAUAGUCUGUGAUGUAUUCUCUGGUGUUGGCCCAAUAGCUAUUUCUGCAGCAAAGAAAGUAAAGUAUGUAUUUGCCAAUGAUCUAAACCCCAAUGCUGUGGAGUAUCUUGAAAGAAACAUUGUCCUCAAUAGGCUUGAGAGAAAAGUGGAGGUUUUCAACAUGGAUGGCAGGAGGUUCAUCAUUGCAUUGUUUGCCAAUCAACAUCCUUAUUCUAUUACGCAAGUGGUUAUGAAUUUGCCAAAUGAUGCCGUGGAAUUCUUAGAUGCAUUUAGAGGAAUAGUCAGGAAGAAACCAAGGCCGGGUUGCUCUCCGCCGAAGAUUCAUGUAUAUGGAUUUUCGAAGGCGCAGAAUCCCGAGUAUGAUUUUCACGAGAGGAUUAACAUGGCACUGUGUGAGGAAGUCGUUGACCUAGAAAUGCACAAGGUCCGCCUCGUUGCACCUGGAAAAUGGAUGCUCUGUGCAUCAUUUGUCUUACCGCAGGUUGCUGCUUCGGAGGCACAAACUGUUAGCACUAAUAGAUAGUCCAUCCAUUUUGUAGCUUGCAUGUUGCAUUUGCAGGAUCUCAGUGCCUAAAGAUGCCGGAUCUAUUGGCAGAUGUAUAUAGAUCGAGUCGAUCUUUGAGUUGCGGCCAAGUCUUCAGGCCUAUGGCUCUCACCUAAUGUAUGUAGACUUAUGGUUCACACCUAAUUGAGAAGGCACAAGACUUCCUAAGACAGAAGUCCCAAGAAAACAAUUUGAUCGCAGAAUAGUGGAGGAUAAAUCAUCACAUAACAGUCUUUUUAUUUUUAUUUUCAUGAUUGUAAUCAUCCUUAAUUCCAUGGUCAAUUAAAUGCAAAAUUUUAGUUCCUGACAGCAAA
Musa acuminata subsp. malaccensis (wild Malaysian banana) is the source of this 2201-nucleotide messenger RNA. RefSeq names its product tRNA (guanine(37)-N1)-methyltransferase 1. The record is from RefSeq and is a predicted model, not a curated record. Gene Ontology annotation, molecular function: tRNA (guanine(37)-N1)-methyltransferase activity. Gene Ontology annotation, biological process: tRNA N1-guanine methylation. Lineage: Eukaryota; Viridiplantae; Streptophyta; Magnoliopsida; Zingiberales; Musaceae. Gene Ontology annotation, cellular component: cytoplasm.